GGCUGUUAAAUUGUUGUAGAUGUAUUCCUGCUCGCGCCAGUCCAAAAGGGGAUUCACGGCAACUAUAAAAAGGACAGAGUGGUUAUUGGGGAUAAAUAGAUAAAGAGUCAUUUUAGCAGUUUAUAGUUUCACUAACUAUAAAUUGCACGAACGCUCACACUCACAAUUCUAAUCUCUCCAUAAACGUAUAGCGAACAAAUAUACCUUCAUAUUGUGUAAAACAAUCAUAAGUAUGCUUUUUCUAAACACAUGCCAUUAGUUGUGUGUUCAGUAAGUGAGGUUAGCAAGAUUAUAAAUUGUGUUAUUUAUGCAUGCAUUUUUUCAUGCAACUUUUUUGUCAUCAUCCACAUUACCAACUGCGUUAUAUGUCUGCUGUACGUUGCUUUUGUUGUCCCAGAAGUCACUGGGUGCCACACGUUUGUCUGCUCUUUGUUCUCUUUAACAAGUGUUUUUUCACAAACGGUUCAACUAGAUGGCGCCAUUGCUCUACAAUGAGCUCCAUUUACUCACCAACUUGACCCUCUUGACGUCAGAGCAGUCUAGAGCAUCAAGGCCACUUCCAAAACCCUAUUGGUCUGAAAAUCACAUGACGAAGCGCCUUGAAUCCAUAAUUAUGUAGCCGAUAUUUUUCGCUCCCCCCCACCUCCCAAAAGAUGUCAGCGUCCUACUGUCCCUAUCCACUCCGACAUAAACGAGCUUGCUUAAAAACAUAAGAAACAACAACACGCCCAAGUCAGCAAAAUGUCAUGUCCGAACAACGUGGCAGCCGGCGCGUUUCUGAUGGAAUCACUGGUGGGAGAAACGUCUCCAUACAGAGGUGAAGGAUAUUCUACCAACUCUGGGAUGUACAUCUCAACGUCCGCAGAAUAUGGCUGUCAGAUGAGAAAUUUAGGCGUUGCUGGUCUUUCCCACUCCAAACGGGAUGAGCUACCACCGAGCACUGUGCUAAUCAGCGGCUAUGAGCACGCGCAUUACCUGUCGCAGCGGGACGCCUGGACGACCGCCUCCAAAACUUACAGAGGUGCCCAACCUGUUGCCCAGCCUUUGCACCCAUGCUCUUUUACAAGUAGUGGCGUCAAGGAAGAAGCUAUACCUUGUCUGUAUCAAUCUGAAAUCGAUAGUCCCAAGAAGUCUACGGACUCCACCUAUAUCCGACUGGGAGACAAUAGCAACCAAACUGAUCAAAGCGGUGUCUCCUCCGUCGGGUAUUUCCGAGGGAACCAGGUGUAUACUGAAAGAGUGCAUGAGGACGAUGGGUUCGACACGGACUUCAGUCGUAUUUCAAGAAUAACAGCUCCCACAAAGACAAGAGCCGUAGAUUCGUUUGUCAAGAGGAGCAAGUCGCAGCAGGACGCAACGGGCGAGGAAACGAAUGCGGAGGAGCAUCGUGCGGAUAAGAGACAGCAACUAAGGAAAGAAGAUGGCGGCCCGAAGACCGACAGCUGCACAGAUGAUUCUGAAAGCGAAAUGAAAGAUGAAACAAAGUUGGAAAACACUACGGGGAACUGGCUAAAAGCUAAAAGUGGACGGAAGAAGAGAUGUCCUUACACAAAGCAUCAAACACUUGAGCUUGAAAAGGAGUUCUUGUUUAACAUGUACUUGACUCGAGAGCGCCGUCUGGAGAUCAGCAAGAGUAUCAACCUCACAGACAGACAGGUCAAGAUUUGGUUUCAGAACAGAAGGAUGAAACUGAAAAAACUAAACAGGGAAAGUCGUGUCCGGGAGCUAACGGGCUACAACUUUAAUUGAAGACAGAACAAAAAAGCAAAAUCCGAAACAGUUACUUUUAUUUUUAUCGAUACCUCGGACUUAUUGUCUCAUACACACGCGCGCGCGCGCACGCACGCAAACACACACACACACACACACCUCGGCUUGAGCCUAACUUAAUAAUGCCGCUCAGCUUGCCGUAAAUGUGUAAAUUAGCGCACAAAAAGACAUCAUAGGCUUGUUCAAACAUUGGGCAUGUCUUGCUAUGCGCAAUCUACUGUACCUGAUGUCUUAGAUUAGCUUGUUUGUCCUUAGUGCGCGUGUGUCCCAAACAUUGCGUACUAUGUAAUUUGCAUGCCUACUGUUCAUUUUGUCAAUUUCAUUUUCAAUCGGCAUUGUUGAAUAAAAGGGGUUUGGAAAUAUAAUGUCCUUGUAUCUCCUUCCCCUUGUGCCCUAGUAGAUCCUCUUUAGCUUUCUGUUGAGAGAGAGAAAUAACGGUAAUAGCCAGAGAGAGAGGGAGAGAGCGAGGAAAAGAGAGAGAUAAAGAGAGAGAGAGAGAGAGAGAGUAGCACUUUCAAUGAGAGUGGGAGUCCCCAUAACGUUGAUUUAAAUAUUAUCCAGGUGACCACAGUAAGUCAAGGUCAUAAAAUUGUAAUGUCAUGACGGUCCUGCAAAGCGCUGGGGGUGGAUUUUAUGAUCUGCAAAUAUAAUGUGCUGGUGCAGUAAAGAUGCAUUAAAAAGCGGAGUGGAAGAAGGCUAAUUCACAUACCCGAGCCUGCAAUGUGCUGGCCUCACUGGCGCGCUCUGCGGGCUGUUAGAGAGGCAGGAAGACGACUUAAUGGCAUGGAGGAGCGCUACCCCUACCAGCCAGUCAACAUGGAUGUACGAUAAGCAUCAACAACAACAACAAUCAAACAAUCAAUCAAUCAAUCAAUCAAUUAAUCGGUGGAUCAUAUCAUGUACAGAUGUGCUGAUUUGAAGAAAGGCUGUAAAGGUUGAUCAAUGCUGAUAAGUCUAGGAAGAGAGCUUUAUGGACACGGAGACGGUGUCUUCCUCCGGCAAGAAGUUGCAGGCACUUUGCAACUCGGGGUUUACGCACUCCGCCAGGCUAUUGGCUAUUGGACCGUCACGUGACUCAAGGCUUCACCCGCAACGCCUAGGCAAUUAAAU
Messenger RNA from Clarias gariepinus (North African catfish), 2880 nucleotides. It is a transcript of the gene hoxc3a, whose product is annotated as homeobox C3a. The coding region runs from base 742 to 1749 and encodes 335 amino acids. The record is from RefSeq and is a predicted model, not a curated record. Gene Ontology annotation, biological process: regulation of transcription by RNA polymerase II. The transcript is spliced from 3 exons. Gene Ontology annotation, molecular function: RNA polymerase II cis-regulatory region sequence-specific DNA binding; DNA-binding transcription factor activity, RNA polymerase II-specific. NCBI's taxonomy places the organism in Eukaryota, Metazoa, Chordata, Actinopteri, Siluriformes, Clariidae. Gene Ontology annotation, cellular component: nucleus.